Molecule: messenger RNA, 2997 nt
Organism: Poecilia latipinna (sailfin molly)
Lineage: Eukaryota; Metazoa; Chordata; Actinopteri; Cyprinodontiformes; Poeciliidae
Gene: r3hdm2
Product: R3H domain containing 2
Exons: 14
Coding region: 955-2022 (355 amino acids)
Molecular function (GO): nucleic acid binding
Source: RefSeq, a predicted model, not a curated record
CCAAACCUUGAAACUGCAUCUAUUAAAUUAACAUUUACUGCAAUUAGUCAUUACAGAGAAGUGCUGUUGAAUCAACUGAUGUGCUAGCGGAUCCAAGCAGCCUUUUUAACAGCUGGGCUUCUUGAAUGCCCUGCUUCGGCCGUCAUUGCAACUAUAUUGUUACAGAGGCAAAGAGCAAACAAGAUGUGUAGAGGAGAGAGUGAGAAUCUGCACGAAAGGGAGGGUUUGAGGAGCAGGGAGCGGUACAAACUGUGCGCAUGAUAGCAUAAGAGUGGUAGGCAAAGAGGGGGCUAGUUUGCGAGCAAGGUUUUUCUCUUCCGUUGUAGUGCCACAUUCAAAUAAAGGGGGGGAAGCCAGAAGAGACUUUUUUUUUUUGUUGUUGUUGACCAUUCUCAUAAAACCAAUUAAAAAAACAGAGCCGAUAGUAGCUCCAGUGAGGAAGGUAACGCACCAGCCGUGAAGAUGAAGAAAAGUACAAUGAGCUGAAGAUAGUGGCAGACCUGGAGUCUCUUGAAUCUCUCUUCACUUGCUGCAGAAAAUGGAAUUCCUUCAUUUGUACUACUACAUGCUGAGGGCUCCAGACUGUAGGCAAGACCAUGCUACUGCAGUAAGCCGAAGGCAGAGACGAGAGGCCCUAGACGACCUCUAAAGGUGGUGACUGGCCUGUUGGUGUCCCCCCUCCACCUCACACUCGGCCUGGCAGAGUGCUGCCUCUUCAAUUCAUCUGACUGCUCCUUUACCCCAAGACCCAAGGCUUGCUAUGGAAUUCACUUUACCCCCUGCUGCUGCCCAGCCUAGUACACGACCUUAGUGGAUUCCCUUCAUCUCCCUGUGUGUGGUUCUUACCCACACUCACUGUAAAAAGUUCAGCAUAGACCUGGUACCUCCAACAGCCACUACUGGGUUCUCCACCAGUCCCCUCCCCACUCCCACCCUCUCCCCUCCCCUAAGAAGAUGUCACUGAGCCUGACAACAGACAUCCAGCAGGAGGGAGAGAGUGGGCUACAAAUCGAGCCCUGCAGUCGAGGUAAAAGCUCUCCUCAACCACAGAGCACCAAGGAUGGGACAGGAGAGGGACCAGAGCCAGAUGAUAACUCUCCACAGGAUGCACAGCAGAAGCGGGCUACUAACCACAGCCAUGGCAGGAAAAGGGCCAAGUCUAAUGCCAAAAUGAAAUUAGUACGGAGUCUGGCAGUAUGUGAGGAGUCCUCUGGUCCUUUCCCCAACGAUGGACCCCCAGAAUCGGAAAUCAUCCAGCUUCACAUCAGCUGCCCAUCAGACAAAGAGGAAGAAAAGUCUUCAAAGGACGAGUAUGAAAAUGAAGAAAAGGAGAAGAAGGACAAGACUCCUCGAAAGAUGCUGUCACGUGAUUCCAGUCAGGAAUACACCGACUCCACAGGCAUUGACGUUCAUGAGUUUUUGGUCAAUACACUGAAAAACAAUCCCAGGGAUCGAAUGAUGCUGCUUAAACUAGAACAAGAUAUCCUGGAGUUCAUUAAUGACAACAAUAACCAGUAUAAGAAAUUUCCUCAGAUGACUUCGUAUCAUCGAAUGCUGUUGCAUCGUGUGGCCGCCUACUUUGGCAUGGAUCACAACGUAGAUCAGACAGGAAAGGCUGUCAUCAUCAACAAGACUGGAAACACUCGCAUCCCAGAGCAACGGUUUUCUGAACACAUCAAGGAUGAACGCAACAUGGACUUUCAGAAGAAGUUCAUCCUUAAAAGAGAUGAUGCUAGUAUGGACAAAGAUGAUAAUCAGAUCCGUGUGCCACUGCAGGACGGGAGGCGUAGCAAAUCUAUUGAAGAGCGAGAAGAAGAAUAUCAGCGGGUACGAGACAGGAUCUUUGCCCGAGAAGUGUCCUUUUUUUUGCAGUCGUCUCAAAAUGGAUACAUCAAUGACAACAGACUUUCCACUGAGGGCUACUGCUCUAGCUCUCAAAAGAGGAGACAGAUCUUUAGGUAUUGGGGAGCUGCUGACUCACUAGUGUGUUGCCAUGCCCAUUUUUUGAAAGUGGUCUGGUGAUGACAUUGGUGACCUGUGGUGAUUAUUAUCUUUGCUUGGCGUACUGGGCUGAUAAAUGGCUACGUUAGCAUUGCACCGUGGAUGCAUGGCUGCUUUGUGGUUUCACUGGAAACUGAUCUACUCACCCUUCCACCCUUCUACCAUCAGCUACACUUCAAUGGAAAGUAUCCACAUCAAUUUCACAGUGAUCUGCUUGUUUUGUGGUUGAUUUAGCUGUGUAAUUAUCAAACUGUUACCCAACAAAAAACUCGUUUGGAAAUUAACAUGAUGGUGCUUCAGAACUUAAAAUAACAUUAAAAUCUAGAAGAAUAAAUUAUUUUUUUUUUACAUUAACAAUUUUAUUUUUUAAAAUUUGAGAUGUGCUAAUUUUAUUAAUAGGUCAAAAUUUAUUCCAUUUAAUAUCGACAAAUAGUGAAAUCUUAGAUUUAUUUUCUGUAGGAUUAUUAGACCAAACAAAUAUAAAACAUUCUUAGCAAAGCCAUUGACCACUUUUCUGCAGGUGCUAACAUGGGGAAAGCGUAACCUUCUGAAGUGAAUUCAUCCAAUCAACAAACCAAGAUCAUUUAUGAUUUAUAGUUUAUAUGCUACAUAAUGUCUUUUUCACAUUGAACAUUGUCCAGAGAGAUGCUGUUUCUUGUGCACACACAUAUCUGUCCCACCUUAAUUCUCAUCCAGAGAGCCAGUCAUUCACACAGUGCAACCAUUCAGCCUCUAUCUUAGUCUGGCCAGACAGUUUUAAGGCUUUAUGUCUUUUUUUUUUGGUUGUCUUUUUAAAUAUAGUUUUGUUUUGUUUUCUUCAAAGUUGCAUUAAUCUUGCUCUGACCAGCUGUAAACUUCUAAGUUAGACAUAAGUUGUAGUUAUAAUCACACUUCAGGAUGCUCAUACACUUUUUAUGCUGUCAAAAUUUUCUCCCAGUCUGUCUCAUUCAUUAGAAUUGCCAUCACAUGUAAUUCACUCGUGUCUGAGGUGGUCCA